Cucumis melo (muskmelon) is the source of this 590-nucleotide messenger RNA. Its product is annotated as probable histone H2B.3. Gene Ontology annotation, molecular function: DNA binding; structural constituent of chromatin; protein heterodimerization activity. The record is from RefSeq and is a predicted model, not a curated record. The transcript has a single exon. Lineage: Eukaryota; Viridiplantae; Streptophyta; Magnoliopsida; Cucurbitales; Cucurbitaceae. Bases 59 to 478 code for a protein of 139 amino acids. Gene Ontology annotation, cellular component: nucleosome. Gene Ontology annotation, biological process: nucleosome assembly.
CUUCCUAAAACGAAAAUCCCUCUUCUCGAAUUCAAAUCUGUAGACUUGUUCAAUUGAAAUGGCUCCAAAGGCAGAGAAAAAGCCCGCCGAGAAGAAACCAGCGGAGAAGGCUCCAGCUGGUGAGAAGAAGCCUCGAGCAGAGAAAAAGAUUCCGAAAGAUGCUUCGUCGUCAGAUAAGAAGAAGAAGAGGAUGAAGAAGAGCGUUGAGACCUACAAGAUUUACAUCUUCAAGGUCUUGAAGCAGGUCCAUCCCGAUAUCGGAAUCUCUAGCAAGGCCAUGGGGAUUAUGAAUAGUUUUAUUAAUGAUAUUUUUGAGAAGCUUGCUCAGGAAUCGUCGCGAUUGGCUAGGUAUAACAAGAAGCCGACUAUCACCUCUAGGGAAAUCCAAACGGCUGUUCGACUUGUGCUUCCUGGUGAACUUGCGAAGCAUGCUGUGUCCGAAGGGACGAAAGCGGUUACCAAAUUCACCAGUUCUUAGAAAUUUCGAUCGUAUCUGUUAGUGUUUAGAAAUUAGCUUCGAUAUUGUUUGAUGAUAUAGAUUGCGAUUGUUUUUGUCCGGCUUAGUAUGAAACGGAAAUUCUUCGUUUGAA